UACAACUAUGUCAGAACUUAAAAAUUCCCACUUCUGGAUAGAUUUUGGAGGAUAGACGUACUAUGCAGAGUCUUUACUGCUAGACUUGACCCAAACCCUGUUGUAGCUCUUUUUGGGGUCCUUGAAAACCAACAAACUCUUAACACUUUCAAUAAACUCUUUAUUUUUUGCCAUGCUUCUGGCUGGUCGGUCUAUCUUACUCAGAUGGAAAGAUGCUUCUUCUCCCUCACACCUACAGAGGCUGCAGGAUGCGGAUGUCAUGUCUUGUCUAAAGUUAGAAAAAAAUCAGAUGUUCAUUCAAACAAACCCCUGGCACUUUGAAGAUAUAUGGGGCCCAUUUCUGCAAGCAUUUCCUGCAUUGUGGAAAAAAAUGAAAUGGUUCUGUAGGCCUUGCGUUGCUAAACUGAGAUCUGGGUUUAAAUUAAGGGGCUAUCCAUGUAGUGACGGGUGGGUGGAACGUUUAUUAUUUUUUUAAUGUGUUUGCUUGUUUUGUGUUUAUUUUGCAUUCUACCCAAACAGUUUUGUACAAAUGUUUACAUGCUUAUUGUUAGUAAGUGUAUUUGUUUACGGCUAUAAACAGGAAUGACUCUGUAAUGUACACAUUACUUGUUUGAAUGUGAAAAAAAAAUUGUUAAAAAUGUGUACAUUAUUGAUCAGAGGGGUGUUUGUGUGUGUGUGUGUGUGUGUGUGUGUGUGUGUGUGUGUGUGUGUGUGUGUGUGUGUGUGUGUGUGUGUGUGUGUGUGUGUGUGUGUGUGUGUGUGUGUGUGAGCUCCAAAAUACACCUUCUGAGAUGUCUAGAAGCCACUUUAUGAUUACCUGGAGGCAGCAGAUGGCUGGAACUCUUAUUUUGAAAAGCAACUGCUAAAUUAAGAAAUCGAUUAUUUCAAAGUAAAGGUUCAGAGAAAUAUCACGAUACUCUAAAAUAAAUACUCAGAAGUACAGCUAUUAUUAAUAUUAUUACUGUUGUGGUUUGGACACGUGACUCUGCGGGUCCCUCGGGUCUGACGUAACCACCCCCGUUCCUUUUUGAGUCCAACAUUGGAGUGAGGAGCAGAUGGGUACCGAGGCCAUCCACAUCCUCACCGAAACCAGCGCACAACGAUCCGUCACCGCAUUCCAGACCUGAGCGAGGAGGAGGAGGAGGAGGAGGAGGAGGUGCUACUGGAGGAGGAGGAGGAGGAGGAGGGGGAGGUCUCGCGCUCCUCUCCACCAGCGAUGGGUUAAGGAGGAGGUGUUUGAGAACCAGAGCACAUCUCCUUCUCCGGGAUUAGAGGACCGCAUCCGCCGCUCCUGCCCCCGCCGCAGAUGAAACAUGAAGACGCCGCAUCGCGCUGCGGCGGCAGCUGCUGCUCGUUUCUACCGGAGCUGAAACGGAAAACAUGACAGAGGACACGCGCCCCGACGAUGAUAGCUACAUUGUGCGUGUCAAAGCAGUAGUGAUGACAAGAGAUGAGUCCAGCGGGGGCUGGUUAGCUCAAGAUGGCUGCCUCAGCAGAGUGGGUGUGUGCAGACUACUGCCGCACGGAGCGCUGGGACACAACACCUUCCUCAUCCGCGGAGAGCGCCUCAAAGACCGACAGGUGAUUCUGGAGUGCAUCCUAAAGAAGGACUUGGUCUACACGAAGGCCACUCCCACUUUCCAUCACUGGAAGGUCGACAACAGGAAGUGUGGUUUGACAUUCCAAAGCCCAUCAGAUGCUCGGACGUUCAACCGUGGAGUUAGGAAGGCUCUGGAGGACCUGACAGAAGGGUCGACCACGUCCUCAUCAACGCUGCAGAAUGAGGCGGAGCUUGGUGACGAUGACGUCUUCACGACUGCGACAGACAGCUCCUCCAACUCCUCUCAGAGGAGAGAGACGUUCAGUGAACCCCGUCGGCACCACUGUAUUCUGGAGCACUUCUCUGAACAGCACCGGCCCCUGGACCCCUACGCUCUUAAUCGAGCACUUCACAUGUUUCCUCAUCGUGUCAGCUUCCCUGUGGAAGAAGAGGAAAUCGUAUGUAUUAACCCUCCCAAGCGGACCUGGGUCACUGGCUAUGAGGACUACCGACACGCCAAUCCAGCGCGUGACCAUCUGGUGCAGCCAUACAACCCUGAUGCCUGCGUACAUUUCACCAAGAGUGAACCACCGAAACGUGACUACACCUAUCCGUACCCGCUAGGCUGUAAUGUGCAGCGGUAUGAUGGUAAACACGGUUGCCUGGAGCGGGCUGGAGGUCACAAGUCAAUGGUGAUGCUGCCACCAUGGGCCCUUCCAGCCAAACACAAAUGGCAACUGGAGGACUCAAAGCAUCUUCGCUGUGUCUACUGUCAGGACAUGUUCAGCCGCGAGGACAAUGGGCGUGGCCACUGCCAGGAGGCCCCUGACCCCGUCCAGACCUGCAUCCGACGAGUAAGUUUUAUGUGGUGCGCCGACAGUCUGCUGUACCACUGCAUGUCGGACCCAGAGGGGGACUAUAUAGACCCGUGCUCCUGUGAUACCAGUGACGAACGUUUCUGCCUACGCUGGACGGCUUUGAUAGGCCUGUCCCUGGUGGCGCCCUGCAUGUGCUGCUACGCCCCCCUCAGGGCAUGUCACCGCUGUGGCGUGGCCUGCCACUGCUGUGGCGGCAAACACAAAGCUGUGGGCUGAUGAGUCACAGGCCCCACCCACUCCACAAGGACCACAACAAACGGUUGCUAAGAAUUUUUUAUUGAUGUUGUUCUAAUUCCUAGAAGUGAAACUUUGUACAUGCUGAUAACAUUUUUUUUCUGUUACUGAGGACCAAAUAUCUAAAAAAAUAAUAAUUUCAGCAUAAACAUAAACCUUGUGUGUAUAGAUAUGUGUAUAUUAUACCUGUUGGAUUUAUUGAGAUGAAAAAUGAACAUGAUGUUUGUGCCUUUAAAAGUAAUAAAAGAAACUAUCUACCUUCUGUUCCA
Molecule: messenger RNA, 2921 nt
Organism: Nothobranchius furzeri (turquoise killifish)
Lineage: Eukaryota; Metazoa; Chordata; Actinopteri; Cyprinodontiformes; Nothobranchiidae
Gene: spred2a
Product: sprouty related EVH1 domain containing 2a
Biological process (GO): negative regulation of MAPK cascade; multicellular organism development
Cellular component (GO): membrane
Molecular function (GO): protein kinase binding
Source: RefSeq, a predicted model, not a curated record